ACGUUGACACGGAGCAUGCUGGGUAAUUCAAAUAUGGCGACCUCCUAUGAGUUAGCUAAAAAAGCCCUUUACGCCUCAGACGUGGAUGUUUUACUGCACCCUGAGCUUCUAUCUCAGGAUUUUCUACAGUUAAUUUUAAAUGAGAAAAAGGUCAGUUACAAAGAUUGCGGGACUCGGGACCAGCUCGUAGACCUCUACGUACGACAUGUCAUCCCGCGGCCACAGCGCACUUUACCCAACAAUCGCUGGGGAAUGAGAAUGGCGAAGACUCGAGGUAAACACUCACCAGUGGGCCCGCGAACGGACAGGGACCACCUGACUUCUUCCCUUUCCAUUUCAUGUGGCUCACCAAACGUGAAGAAGCCGGAAAUGAGCACAGUAUCGUCAUCAGGGGUGGCUGAUAGGCUAAAACCCCCACCAGCGCUAAACCUGGCCAACCCCAUUCGUCGUUUGUCUGGCAGUUCAUCAGCAUCAUCAUCAUCUCCGUUGUCGUCUUUGUCAUUAUCAUCAUCAUCGUCAUCAUCAACAUCUUCUUCCAACAAGAUCUUUUCACGCUGCCCUGGCACAGCAAGCCUCAAGCGGGAGGCAAACUGCUCUGGUGUUCUGAUGUCUCCAGAGGUGAAGAAAAAGAUCCAGCAUGUGACUUGGCCGUGACGUCUGAGUGACAGCUCAGUUAC
Messenger RNA from Hippocampus comes (tiger tail seahorse), 677 nucleotides. Its product is annotated as ashwin-like. Lineage: Eukaryota; Metazoa; Chordata; Actinopteri; Syngnathiformes; Syngnathidae. Gene Ontology annotation, cellular component: tRNA-splicing ligase complex. Gene Ontology annotation, biological process: embryonic morphogenesis. The transcript is spliced from 4 exons. The record is from RefSeq and is a predicted model, not a curated record. Bases 16 to 654 code for a protein of 212 amino acids.